Aspergillus steynii IBT 23096 is the source of this 1680-nucleotide messenger RNA. RefSeq names its product FAD-dependent oxidoreductase. NCBI's taxonomy places the organism in Eukaryota, Fungi, Ascomycota, Eurotiomycetes, Eurotiales, Aspergillaceae. Gene Ontology annotation, molecular function: FAD binding; oxidoreductase activity. Bases 1 to 1680 code for a protein of 559 amino acids. The transcript has 3 exons. The record is from RefSeq and is a predicted model, not a curated record.
AUGAUUACCAUCACCUCCAUCUUGAGCAUCCUUUUAUUUACACCUUUCUUUACCUCGACGCCGCCAAAAUGUCGAUGUCGACCGGGGGACACGUGCUGGCCAUCUCUGGAAACCUGGUCGCAAUUCAACGACUCCAUUUCCGGGCGUCUCGUGGCGACGAUCCCUCUCGGCGCUCCCUGUCACGGCUCCAACUUCGACGGCUCACAAUGUGCUCGACUUCGCGACGAAUGGACCAGUCCUAAAAUCCACUAUGAAUCCUCCUCGUCCGUCAUGGCGCCGUACUUCGCCAACGGCUCCUGCGACCCCUUCCACGCGCCUGGCACGCCCUGUACGCUGGACAACUACGUCGUCUACGCCGUUAACGUUAGCACCCCCGACCACGUCACCAAAACUCUGCAAUUUGUCGCCAAACAUAACAUCCGCCUCGUCGUCCGCAACACGGGACAUGAUUAUCUAGGCAAAUCCACGGGCGCAGGGGCCCUGGGGCUCUGGAUGCACCACCUCACCGACAUUCAGAUAAAAGACUAUCGAGACCCAUGGUACGCCGGGAAAGCCAUCACGGUCGGCGCCGGGGUCAUGGCCGUCGAGGCCUACUGGGCUGCAGACGCCCGGGGGCUGCAAGUCGUCGGCGGAGAGUGUCCGACCGUGGGAAUCGCGGGCGGCUAUACGCAGGGAGGGGGUCAUUCGGCGUUAUCAUCGCGCCACGGGCUUGCAGCGGACCAGGUCCUGAGCUGGGAGGUGGUGACGGCGGACGGCGAGCUGGUGACUGCGACGCGCGAGCACCAUUCCGAUUUAUACUGGGCGUUGAGUGGCGGUGGCGGAGGAACGUACGGCGUGGUCUGGUCGAUGACGGCGAAGGCGUACCCCGAUACGCCGGUGUCGGGGCUGAGUCUAACGUUCUCGCGGGAGGGCAUUGAUGCGGAUUUAUUCCAUUAUGCUGCGUCGCUGUUCUACGAGACUUUGCUGGACCUGGUCGACGCAGGCGCGAUGUGCACCUGGGGCGUUGCGAAUGAGUUGUUCAGGAUCGACCCGCUUACCGCACCUGAUAUCCCCGUCGAGGAGCUGCUGCAUCUCAUCGAACCAUUCACGGAUGACUUGGAAGAUCUGGGAAUUGCGUAUAACAUGUCAGCCCGCCAGUUCCCUGGGUUCCUCGCCCAGUACCAGAGCAUGAUGCCGGAGGUACCCGUGGGCACACAGCAGAUUGGCGGCUGGCUGGUGCCGCGCGACGUGGUCCAGGACAGCAGCGAGGAGUUCUCGGCCGCAUGGCGCCGAAUCGUCGAGGACGGAGCGUUUAUUAUCGGUGUCGGACUCAACGUGUCGAAGGCUGUCGUCGGGGACGUGGACAAUGCUGUCUUGCCUGCGUGGCGGGAUGCCUUGAUUCAUACUGCGAUCUUGACCACUUGGGAAAGGGACGACAAGGAGAAGAUGCGCGAACUGCAGAGGAAGAUGACGGACGAGUAUGUUCCAGAGUUGAGUCGAUUGGCGCCAGACUCGGGGGCCUACAUGAACGAGGCGGAUUUCCGGCAACCUGACUUUCAGAAAGCUUUCUACGGCGAGAACUAUAAUCGACUGCGAGAAAUCAAAAAGAAGUACGACCCGAAUGAUCUAUUCUUUGCGCCCACGGCCGUUGGUUCGGAUGAGUGGACGGUGUCGGACGAGGGUCGGCUGUGUCGGGUUUAA